UCUGCACCGGAAGUGCAUGGUCUGCCGAUGUGGUAUCCAGUGACUGUGGUGUCAGCCUCCCGCUCUUGUUUCUCUGACUGGGUAUUUGCUUUGCACCAUGGCGCCCAAAGGCAAGGUGGGCACUAGGGGGAAGAAGCAGAUAUAUGAAGAGAAUAGAGAAACCCUAAAGUUCUACCUGCGGAUCAUUCUAGGGGCCAAUGCCAUUUACUGCCUUGUAACCUUGGUCUUCUUCUAUUCAUCUGCCUCAUUUUGGGCUUGGAUGGCCCUGGGCUUUAGUCUGGCAGUAUAUGGGGCCAGCUACCACUCUAUGAGCUCAAUGGCUCGGGCAGCCUUCUCUGAGGAUGGGGCCUUGAUGGAUGGUGGCAUGGACCUCAACAUGGAGCAGGGCAUGGCAGAGCACCUUAAAGAUGUGAUUCUACUGACAGCCAUUGUGCAGGUUCUCAGCUGCUUCUCCCUGUACAUCUGGUCCUUCUGGCUUCUGGCUCCUGGCCGGGCCCUUUACCUUUUGUGGGUAAAUGUGUUGGGACCCUGGUUCACAGCAGACAGUGGCUCACCAGCACCAGAGCAAAAUGAGAAACGGCAGCGCCGACAGGAGCGGCGGCAGAUGAAACGGCUAUAGCCAUUGAUGUGGCCACAGGCUGCUAGGCACUGGCUAGCUCUCUCAGGAUAUAUGCCUCUCAUGCCUGGAGCUAUGAGGGCCUAGUCCAAGGGCCAUAAGCGGCCUACAGCAUAGGAUUGUUAAAUAAAUGACUUACAAUAUGGCUAA
Dipodomys ordii (Ord's kangaroo rat) is the source of this 766-nucleotide messenger RNA. RefSeq names its product transmembrane protein 208 (gene Tmem208). Lineage: Eukaryota; Metazoa; Chordata; Mammalia; Rodentia; Heteromyidae. The record is from RefSeq and is a predicted model, not a curated record. Bases 98 to 619 code for a protein of 173 amino acids. Gene Ontology annotation, biological process: vacuolar protein processing. The transcript has 6 exons. Gene Ontology annotation, cellular component: intracellular membrane-bounded organelle.